AUGGUCUCCAGUGAAUUGGCAAUAGGAGUGAUAUUCUUAUCCCAAACCAUAGUUGGAUUCCUGGGAAAUUUCUUUCUUCUUUACCAUUACAGUUUCUUCUGUAUCACUGGAUUCACUUUGAGGUCUACAGAUCUGAUUAUGAAGCACCUGGCUGUUGCCAACUCCUUGGUCAUACUCUUUAAAGGAAUCCCACAUGCACUGACCACUUUUGUGUUGAAGCAAUACCUGAGUAAUAUUGAGUGUAAAGUUUUCUUCUAUAUUCACAGAGUGGGCAGGGGUGUGUCUUUGGGAAGCACUUGCCUCUUGAGUAUCUUCCAGGCCAUCAUCAUGAGCCCCAGGAACACCAGGUGGGCAGAGCUGAAGCUACAAGCUCCCAAAUACAUUAGAACUUUCAGCAUCCUGUGCUGGAUCUUGAACAUGCUGGUCAAUAUCCCUGUUCAUGUGUAUAUAACUGCCAAGUGGAACAGCAAAAAUGGCACUAAGAAAAUUGAUUAUGGAUACUGUUCUUGGACUGUUAGCAAUAGGGCUGCACGGCCACUACACACCUUACUGUUUUCAUUCUAUGAUAUUUUGUGUUUGGGACUCAUGACCUGGGCCAGUGGCUCCAUGGCUGUGAUCCUGUACAGGCACAAGCAGCAAGUCCAACACAUUCAUGGGACCAACCUCUCCCCGAGACCAUCCCCCGAGUCCAGGGCCACCCAGAGCAUCCUUAUCCUAGUGAGCACCUUUGCAUCAUUUUACACCCUCUCCACAAUCUUUUCAUUAUAUAUGUCUUUUUACAACCCAGGUUCAUGGGUAGGGGACACCUCUUCACUAAUCACUGCUUGUUUUCCUACAGUAAGCCCCUUCGUUCUCAUGAGUCGUGACCCCAGGAUAUCCAGGCUUGGCUCUGCCUGCUACAGGAGAAAGACACAGUUCUCUGAGUUGGUCAGAUAG
This is a messenger RNA of Tupaia belangeri chinensis (Chinese tree shrew), 936 nucleotides long. Its product is annotated as vomeronasal type-1 receptor 3-like. The record is from RefSeq and is a predicted model, not a curated record. Gene Ontology annotation, cellular component: membrane. The coding region runs from base 1 to 936 and encodes 311 amino acids. Gene Ontology annotation, molecular function: pheromone receptor activity. Gene Ontology annotation, biological process: G protein-coupled receptor signaling pathway. Lineage: Eukaryota; Metazoa; Chordata; Mammalia; Scandentia; Tupaiidae. The transcript has a single exon.